AUGUGGGAGGAGUACAUUUUAACUGUGCACUUAUCUCCAGACAUUGCAAGUUUACGGAAGCUUGAUGAGCAGCCUGAAUGGUUGAGGGGAGGAAAGCUGCGUGAUUAUCAACUUGAGGGUUUGAAUUUUCUUGUUAAUAGUUGGCGAAAUGAUACUAAUGUUAUUUUAGCUGAUGAGAUCGGUCUUGGUAAAACUAUUCAGUCAGUAUCCAUGCUUGGGUUUUUACAGAAUGCUCAACAUAUCCAUGGGCCAUUUCUUGUUGUUGUACCAUUAUCCACAUUGUCAAACUGGGCAAAAGAAUUUAGGAAGUGGCUACCUGAGAUGAAUAUUAUUGUAUCUGUUGGUACUCGUGCAAGUCGAGAGGUUUGUCAGCAGUAUGAAUUCUACAAUAACAAAAAUGUUGGCAGGCCAAUAAAGUUUAAUGCACUAUUGACUACAUAUGAAGUAGUUCUGAAAGAUAAAGCUGUCCUUUCAAAGAUCAAGUGGUGCUAUCUGAUGGUUGAUGAAGCACACAGGUUAAAAAAUAGUGAAGCACAGUUGUAUACAAUACUUUCGGAAUUUAGCACCAAGAACAAGUUGUUGAUUACUGGUACUCCAUUACAGAACAAUGUGGAAGAGGCCCUGCUUCAUUUCCUUGAUCCAGAUAAGUUCAGGAGUAAAGAUGAUUUUCUUGAAAAUCUUCAUACGGAAUUAAGACCUCACAUUCUCCGAAGAGUUAUUAAGGAUGUAGAGAAAUCUUUGCCUCCAAAAAUUGAGUGA
Humulus lupulus (European hop) is the source of this 759-nucleotide messenger RNA. Its product is annotated as protein CHROMATIN REMODELING 5-like. Gene Ontology annotation, biological process: regulation of transcription by RNA polymerase II; nucleosome organization. Gene Ontology annotation, molecular function: DNA binding; ATP-dependent chromatin remodeler activity; ATP hydrolysis activity. Gene Ontology annotation, cellular component: chromatin; nucleus. The record is from RefSeq and is a predicted model, not a curated record. The transcript has 8 exons. The coding region runs from base 1 to 759 and encodes 252 amino acids. NCBI's taxonomy places the organism in Eukaryota, Viridiplantae, Streptophyta, Magnoliopsida, Rosales, Cannabaceae.